Dibothriocephalus latus is the source of this 1152-nucleotide messenger RNA. NCBI's taxonomy places the organism in Eukaryota, Metazoa, Platyhelminthes, Cestoda, Diphyllobothriidea, Diphyllobothriidae. The record is from the annotation of a GenBank genome assembly.
AUGAAUGUUAUCGGUGAAGCUAUUGAUGAGCGUGGGCCAAUCAACGCAAAAAUGACUUUACCGAUUCAUCAGGAAGCCCCGGCAUUUGUCGACAUGAGUACUGAUCAAGAAAUUCUCGAGACUGGCAUUAAGGUUGUGGACUUACUCGCUCCUUAUGCUAGAGGUGGGAAGAUUGGGCUUUUCGGUGGCGCGGGUGUUGGCAAAACUGUGAUCAUCAUGGAGCUUAUUAAUAACAUUGCUCGUGCUCACGGUGGGUAUUCCGUUUUUGCGGGCGUGGGUGAACGAACUCGUGAGGGAAACGAUCUGUACAAUGAAAUGAUUACUACUGGUGUCAUUGAUCUCAAGGGCAAAAACUCUAAGGUUUCCCUCGUUUAUGGUCAAAUGAAUGAGCCCCCGGGUGCCCGAGCUCGUGUUGCUCUUUCUGGACUUACAGUGGCAGAAUAUUUCCGUGAUCAUGAAGGACAAGACGUGCUGCUUUUCAUUGACAACAUCUUCCGCUUCACACAAGCUGGAUCUGAAGUCUCUGCUUUGCUCGGCCGAAUUCCUAGUGCCGUUGGUUAUCAGCCAACACUGGCAACUGACAUGGGUACUAUGCAGGAACGAAUCACGACUACCAAGAAGGGUUCAAUUACUUCCGUCCAGGCCAUCUAUGUGCCUGCUGAUGAUCUGACUGAUCCUGCUCCGGCCACCACGUUCGCUCAUUUGGACGCAACCACCGUCUUGAGUCGAGGCAUUGCCGGCCUGGGAAUAUAUCCAGCCGUCGAUCCCCUCGAUUCGACUAGCCGCAUUUUAGACGCUAACAUUGUCGGCCAAGAACACUAUAGCGUUGCACGUGGCGUGCAAAAGAUACUUCAAGACCAACGUUCACUUCAAGACAUCAUUGCCAUUCUUGGUAUGGAUGAGUUGUCCGAAGAAGACAAGCUGACCGUCGCUCGUGCUCGAAAGAUUCAGCGAUUCCUUAGUCAACCUUUCCAGGUUGCCGAGGUUUUCACUGGCUUGGAGGGCAAGUUGGUACCUCUCCAGGAGACUAUUAAGGGCUUCAAGAUGAUUUUGAGCGGUGAAAUGGACCAGUACCCUGAGGCCGCCUUCUACAUGGUCGGUGGAAUUGAAGACGUCAUUGCAAAGGCAGAAAAGUUGGCCGCCGAAAACUAG